AAGCACUUGCUCCGCUGACCGAGCACGCAGCACAGCUCCGCUCUCUAUUACUGCACAAGUGAAAUAAUCGGCUCGUGAUGGACGGGUGCGCACAGAUGUGUAAAUGUUUCCUGAUCCUGUUUAACAUCCUGUUCGCUCUGCUGGGGCUCGGUCUGGUGGCUCUGGGAAUGUGGCUCCGCUUCGGCGCAGAGACCCGAGGAUUCUUCGACAUCGAUCUGAACACCACACAGUUCAACAUCGGAGUGAUGGUGCUGGUGGUCACCGGGGUCCUGAUGCUGCUGGUGGCCAUCAUCGGUGACUGUGGCGCGUGUAACCACAGCAAACCAGCUCUCAGUGUGUUUUCUGGCCUGCUGUCCGUUCUGAUCAUCAUUGAAAUCGCAGCUGGUGUGAUGGCCUUCACGUGGAGCGGACGGGUGGCAGAUGAGUUGGUGAAGUUCUACACUACCAUCUACGCUCAGUAUCUCAACACCAGGAGCCCUGGUCAAGCAGUUACCCUCAGAUUAUUCCACAACGCUUUCGACUGCUGCGGUGUCGGUGGACCGAUUGAGGUGUUUGUGCGAGACACCUGUCCAGACGGCAACUUCCUGAAGCAGAUCUCAUAUUCUAGCUGUCCCGGCGUGAUCAAGGACGUCUUCAACUCGCACGCUCCGCUGGUGUUGGGAGGGUUUCUGGGGACAGCAGGAAUCAUGACGCUGGCGCUGGUGUGCAGCUUUGUCCUCAGAAGACACGUCUCACCGUCUCACGCAUCUCCUCCUUCAUACGUGCUCCUCACCUCCUCACCAUCAGUCAUCUUUCCUCCUCCAGCUGCGCAGCAGAUAUAACCGUCUGCGUCUCUCUCUGUCUCUCUCUCUCUCUGUCUGUCUGGCAGCUGGUGGCUCUGGUGUGCAGCUCUGUUCUCUGUAAGAGUCUGAAGACGUCUCACUACUCGUCUCCUCUCAUCUACUAAGUCUCAGCCUCCACUCAUCUUUCUGAUGGAUGGAUGAAUGCUUUCUUUGGGCAAAGGUCAAGGGAAUCACGUGUGUGUGUGUGUGUGAGUGUG
Messenger RNA from Sinocyclocheilus rhinocerous, 1039 nucleotides. RefSeq names its product CD9 molecule related (gene cd9r). The record is from RefSeq and is a predicted model, not a curated record. Lineage: Eukaryota; Metazoa; Chordata; Actinopteri; Cypriniformes; Cyprinidae. Bases 78 to 821 code for a protein of 247 amino acids. Gene Ontology annotation, cellular component: plasma membrane. The transcript is spliced from 10 exons.